UCGCUUGAAUUUGUUUUUAAAAUUUUUUUGAAAUUAAAUAGUUUCACUUCAUCGAUAGGAAAAUAAAAACGCUUUUUCGUUUAUUUUUAAGGAAAUUAUGAAAAUCAAAAUGCACUUCAAUUUUUCUUACAGAAAACAUUCUACUUCUAUUUAUAUUUUUAGAUUACAUAGCUUAUUUUUAGAGCAUUGAUAACAUUUUUCAAUUUACCGUUUUUGAAAAUGGCAAAUGUUUUAAUAGCAAAAUCGAUCUACAAAAAAACAUAUGUUUCAAAAGUUGCAGCAGCAAAAAUCAAAGAAAAAGUAGAUCAAGUUGUAAAUUCAAAUGAAAACAACUUAUUUAAAAUCGAUUGUUUAAAACAAAUAGAAAAAGAACAAUAUAAAAGUUUGAUCCAUGAACUUGCUUAUAAGAAGUCUGUAGAAGAGCUAAAGGACUUGGCAAUAAUCAUGAAUGAUUUGGGGCGUUUAACUUCUUUUUUAGGAGAAUUUAGCGGCGAUCUAAAAUAUUAUACCGAGGCUGCAGUAUUUUAUCAGUAUGUCAUUGCGAUACUAGACCAGAAGCUAAAUGAAAAGUUAAUAAGAAUUGAAGAUAAAAAUAAAUUUAUAAAAGAACACCAUAUAAAUCCGUAUCAUCAGUUGGCCCAUAUACAAAAGCUAUUACUUUUAGCAACUGGUGGCGACCAACAAAAAGCGCUGAAUAUACAAGAGGAAACGGAAAAUUAUAAAAAUCUAUUAUCAACAUUGCGAGACGAAACUUCUCAAGUAAUAAAAGAGUUAGAAUCUAAACGUGAACAGGUUAAAAUGGAUAAUCAAAAAGAAAAACUAAAAUAUCAAAAGUAUUAUGUAGAUGAUGUUAGAGCAUGCUUUGAAAACAUAGCUGAUGCAAUGAAAAAGUUUUUAAAAAAAUUAUAUUAUGAUAGUGAACAACAAAUGGUAAUAACAAGGCCCUGUAAAUAUGCAGUUAUAGGACUAGGUUCAAUGGCACUUAAGCAAAUGACACCAUAUUCAGAUUUUGAAUUUGCUAUUUUGGCAGAGAAUGAUGACUAUAAGCAAAGUGAUGACCCUAAAAUAAAAAAGUAUUUUAAAAAUCUAAGCCACUUAGUAAACUUCAAGAUCAUCAAUUUAGGAGAAAGCAUUAUCCCUACAAGUAAAUAUGGUUUGGAUCUGAGUCAUAUAGUAAAUGUAGCGGUUAAUUUAGAUUUAGGAGGGAAAACACCACUCGGAAGAAUAGAGGGCGAUAAAGUAUAUGAUUUAAUACAACCAAUUGAUAUGAUGCUUAGUUAUGUAUAUAAUAAAGAAAAUUGGGCAAGUCAUAUUGAUAAAAACCUGCCAUAUAUAUUGCAAAACGUUUGUUACGUUUAUGGCGAUAAUAAACUUGUGGAAAAUUAUAAAAAAAAAGUUACAGAGUUUUUGCGUAGUCAUGAAAACGAACAAACCAGAUUUAACUGUGAGUUAAGAGCCAUUAAAAUACUCAAUGAAGGUAUAUUAGAGCUUAACUACCUUCAUACAACACCACAUCUUAAACCAAAAGAAACCUAUUUUAAAGGUGAUAUACAUAAAUUUCAACCUGACUUCUUUGAUACAGAAGGUCAAUUAUUUGACGUAAAGCAAGAAAUCUAUCGGUUACCUGAUCGCAUGAUACAUAAUCUUGGUUUGUAUUAUGGUAUUGAAGAAAAUUGUGCUUGGGAUAUAUUAGAUAAAUUAGAGGCUAAAGGAAUUAUUAAUUCACAGGCAGCACUUAAUUUAAAAUAUACUAUAUCUUUUGCUACUUCCAUCAGAUUAAAAACUUAUUCUCAUCACAAAGCACAGAGAGACGAUAUGUCAGUAUUUGUCAGACCAGCUAAAACUGAAUCUGAACUUAAAGAGAGAUCUAAACAGAUAUUUUAUUUAGCUAAAGCAGAUUUAGAAGAACACGGCGAGUUGUUUCAAUAUUUUUAUACAGCGUUACCUUUUCAUGAAAUGAUAAAAGAUUUUUGCAAUCAAUAUCAGACAUUAGACGAAGCAUGCAGGCUAUCUUUUUUUAAAAACAACAAUUUUUACAAAGAUGAUUGUGCUACAAAAGGUUUUAUUUAUUUUAGAUUAGCGCAAUAUAAAAAUGCCGAGCACAAUUUCAAGAAAGCGUUAGAUGAUCCAAAUAAUAACAAUAUAUGGCAAAUAGGGGAAACAUUAGGACGUUUAUAUCUUAGUACUGGUAAUUACGAUCAGGCUAUUAAGCAGUUUGAGUAUUGUUCUAAAACGAUAAAACUGAUUUCUUGUGAGGACCCUCAUAUUAGUAUCUUUAGCGGAGAGUCUUUAAAUAACUUAGGGGUCGCUUAUAGUUCUAAAAACCGUUAUGAUGAGGCAGUUGAAUGUUACAACAAUAGUCUAAAGAUAUACAAAUCUAUAUACAAAGAUGAGCCUAACCCAAACGUUGCCUCCUGUUUAAAUAACUUAGGAGAAGCCUAUAGAAAUAUAGGUCAAUACGAUCAGGCAAUAGAAAAAUUUAAAGAAAGUUUAAAGGUUAUAAAAUUAAUAUGCCAAAGUAAAUCUCAUCCAAGUUUUGCUGCUUCUUUAAAUAAUCUAGGAUUAGUAUAUAACCGGAAAAAAAAUUAUAAUAAAGCAAUUAAAUAUUAUGAGAAAAGUUUAAAGAUUCACAGGCUUAUUUACAAAGAUGAACCGCAUCCUCGAGUUGCAGAUUGUUUAAACAAUAUUGCAAUAACUUAUCGAGCCAAUGGACAAUAUGAUCAGACCAUCAAGUAUUACAAAAAAAGUCUUAAGAUUUAUAAAUUUGUUUACCAAGAUGAAUUUCACCCCGUUGUUGCUGAUACUCUUUAUAAUUUAGGGAUAGCCUCUGCGGCAAAGUUGCAGCAUGAUGAAGCUGUUAAGUAUUAUGAUGAGUGUAUACAAAUUUACAAACACAUUUACAAUGAUGAACCUCACCAAAACAUUGCUUUAUCUUUCAAAAAUAUUGCAGCUGUUUAUAAUGCAAAAGGGCAAUAUGACAAGGCGAUUGAGUGUUAUGAGGAGAGUCUUAAAGUUUACAAACUAAUUUAUCAAGAUAAACCUCACCCUGGUGUGGUUAUUGUUUUAAGUUCUCUAGGAAAAGUGUAUAAAAAUCAAAAUAAAUAUGACCAGGCAAUAAAAUACUAUGAGGAAAGCCUAUUGAUGGAAAAACUGAUUCAUCAAGAUAAACCUGAUACUAGUGUUGCCGAUAGUUUACAAAAUCUCGGAAUGUUGUUUAAACUUGUUGGAAAACAUGAUUUAGCAAUUAAGUAUUUCGAGGAGAGUUUAAAAAUGAAAAAAUUAUUCUAUAAAGAUGAACAUCAUUCUAGUUAUUCUAUUACUUUAAAUUUGCUUGGAUUUGUUUAUGCUGAUACAGGUGACUAUGAUCAAGCAAUAAACUACGCUAUGCAAAACUUAAACUUAAACAAAUUAGUUUAUAAAAACCAACCUUAUCCUGAUGUUGUUGAUUGUUUAAAUAAUCUUGGAUUAAUUUACAGUGAUAAACAACAUUAUGAUCAAGCAAUUAACUGCUUUGAGCAGAGUCUGGCAAUGAAUAAACUUAUAUACCAUGAUAAACCUCACCCUAGUGUUGUUACUAUUUUAAAUUCUCUAGGAUAUAUGUAUAAAAAUAAAACCAAAUAUCAUCAGGCAAUUAAGUAUUAUGAGGAAAGCCUAGCGAUGGAAAAAUUUAUUCAUCAAGGUAAACCUUACCUUAGUGUUGCUGAUACUUUACAAAAUCUUGGAAUGUUGUAUAAACUUGUAAGAAAAUAUGAUUUGGCAAUUAAAUAUUGCGAGGAAGGCCUUAAAGUGAAAAAGUUUAUUUAUAAAGAUGAACAUCAUCCAAGUUACUCUGGUUCUUUAAUUUUUCUUGGAUUAGUCUAUGCUGAUACAGGUGAUUAUGAUCAAGCGAUCAACUACACUACGCAAAACCUGAAUUUAAACAAACUAAUUCAUCAAAAUCAACCUCAUCCUGAUGUUGCUGAUAGUUUAAAUAAUCUUGGUUUAAUUUACUACGAUAAAGGGCAAUAUGAUCAAGCAAUUAACUGCUAUGAGCAGAGUCUAGCAAUGAAUAAACUUAUCUACCAAGAUAAACCUCACCCUAGUGUUGCUUAUUCUUUCAAUAGUCUUGGGUUACUUUAUAUUAGUAUUGGAAAGUAUGAUCAGGCAGUUAAUUACUGUGAGGAAAGCCUUAAAAAUUAUAAACUAGUCUACCAAAAUGAACAUCCAGAUGUUGCUCAUUCUUUAUACAAUUUAGGUAUAGCUUAUUUCUCUAAAGAAAACUAUGAUCAGGCAAUUCACUACUUUGAGCAGAGCCUACAAAUGGAAAAGCUUAUAUAUAAAAAUCAACCUAAUCCUAGAACUGCUGAAAUUUUACAUAACCUUGGGUUAAUUUAUGUUAAUAAAAAGCAAUAUAAAGAUGCCAUUAAUUUCUAUGAGCAAAGCCUAGACGUAAAAAAACUUAUCCUCCAGCACCAACCUCAUCCUAGUAUUGCUAUUUUGUUAAACAAUCUUGGAAUGGUUUAUGCUGACAUAGAGCAAUAUGACCAAGCAAUUAAAUACCAUCAGCAAGCUUUGCAAGUUAUACAAGUUUUUGAGAAUCAUCCUUAUACAGCUAAUAUAGAAAAAUGUUUUCAAAAAACAGAGGCAGCAUUUGUUGAAAAAUCUUCUUCAAAUCCGCAAGAGAUAACUUCAUUAAUGCUGCGUCAACGACAAUCAAGCCCGCAAGAGAUACCCUCAUUAAUGCUGCGUCAACAACAAUCAAACCCGCAAGAGAUACCUUCAUUAAUUCUACGUCAGUAGCAUUCAAGCUGGUCCGUUCAAUUUUUCUUUUUUAAAUAAUAAUUUUUAGUCCGUUCAAUAUUUUAGUAUUUUAUUUAUUUUAUUGUAUUAUAAAGACCAUAAAGUUAUGUUUUAAAA
Molecule: messenger RNA, 4896 nt
Organism: Hydra vulgaris (swiftwater hydra)
Lineage: Eukaryota; Metazoa; Cnidaria; Hydrozoa; Anthoathecata; Hydridae
Product: tetratricopeptide repeat protein 28-like
Cellular component (GO): kinesin complex
Molecular function (GO): protein binding
Source: RefSeq, a predicted model, not a curated record